This is a messenger RNA of Daldinia childiae, 759 nucleotides long. RefSeq names its product Versicolorin reductase 1. The record is from RefSeq and is a predicted model, not a curated record. NCBI's taxonomy places the organism in Eukaryota, Fungi, Ascomycota, Sordariomycetes, Xylariales, Hypoxylaceae. The coding region runs from base 1 to 759 and encodes 252 amino acids. Gene Ontology annotation, molecular function: oxidoreductase activity. The transcript is spliced from 2 exons.
AUGGCCUCUAACCCCUCCACUGCCCUUCGCGGCAAGGUUGCUCUUAUCACUGGUGCUUCUAAAGGCAUCGGCAAGGCCUCAGCUAUCGCACUCGCACGUCUUGGCGCCACAGUGGUCAUCAACUAUUCUUCGGAUGAGCAAGCUGCACAAGACACUCUCGCCGAAGUGCAAAAGCUAGGUGUAGGUGAAGCACGCCUUGUACGCGCUGACGCUAGCUCCGUGGAAGGCGUGCAGUCACUUGUCAAGCAGACCGUCGACACCUAUUCUAAGAUCGAUGUACUUGUACCGAACGCUGGUGUCCUACCUAUGAAAGACCUCGAGCAUACCACUGAGGCUGAUUUCGACCGUACUUUUGCUAUCAAUGUCAAGGGCCCCUAUUUUCUCGCCCAGGCUGCCGCACCGCACAUGUCUCCUGGCUCGCACAUCAUCUUCUUAUCAACCACGUUGACCACAGCAUCUACUGUCAUGCCGGGCUACUUGCUGUACAACAGUACCAAAGGUGCUAUCGAGCAGAUGACUCGCGUGAUGAGCAAGGAUCUCGGACGCAAGGGUAUCCUCGUCAACGCUGUGGCGCCCGGUCCUACGGGGACCGAGCUGUUCUUUCGCGGCAAGAGUGACGAGUUGCUUAAGACCAUCGCAAAUUUUAGUCCCCAGGGCCGCAUUGGUACUCCUGAGGAGAUUGCCGAAGUUAUCGUCUUCCUAGCCCACUCAACCUGGGUUUCGGGCCAGGUGCUCCGCGCUAAUGGGGGCAUGGCUUAA